AAGGGAUUACGCCCGAGUUUUUUUUCAAGUAUUUUAGAUGAGGAGCUGAGGGUUUCAUUCGUCGUCUUUCGUGGGAGCACGAAGGGGAGACUGAGGGAGACUCGAUCCCUUCUUCUUGAGCAGAAGUAGGCGUCCUGCAGAUCCGCCAUGGCUUCCUCCGAUGAAAAAUCUCCCAAAGGUGAAGCACGUUCUACCGAUUCACAGUCUCCAAGUGGAAGGGCACCUUCUGGGACUAUUCCAGGACUUAUGCCAAAUCCAUUUGACUUCUCAGCAAUGUCUGGGUUGCUUAAUGACCCCAGCAUAAAGGAAUUAGCAGAAGAAAUUGCAAAGGAUCCUGCUUUCAACCAAAUGGCUGAGCAGCUUCAAAAGAAUGUGCAACUUGGUGGUAGUGAAGGUUUUCCACAAGUGGAUACGCAGCAGUACAUGACUACAAUGCAACAGGUUAUGCAGAAUCCUCACUUCAUGACCAUGGCUGAGCGCCUUGGAAAUGCUCUGAUGCAGGAUCCUGCCAUGUCAAACAUGAUGCAGAGUUUGACUGAUCCUCAGCAUAAGGAGCGUCUUGAGGAACGGAUGGCGCGCAUUAAGGAAGAUCCAUCUUUGAAGCCUAUUCUAGAUGAAAUAGAGAGUGGAGGGCCGGCUGCUAUGAUGAAGUACUGGAACGAUCCGGAAGUUCUACAGAAACUCGGUCAGGCAAUGGGUGUAGGUCCGGCUGGAGAGUCUGAAACGUCUGCUGCUUUGUCUGGAGCUGCAGAAGCUGAAGAAGAAGAAGAGGCAGCUGAGUUUGAUGAAUCUUCUAUUCACCACAUUUCUAGUGUUGGUGAUGUAGAGGGUCUGAAGAAUGCACUAGCCGCUGGAGGGGACAAAAAUGAAGAAGACUCAGAGGGUCGUACAGCACUUCAUUUUGCUUGUGGUUAUGGCGAGGUGGAGUGCGCUCGAAUCCUUCUUGACGCCAAGGCAUCAGUGGACGCUCUCGACAAGAACAAGAACACCCCCCUCCACUAUGCGGCAGGAUAUGGCAGGAAAGAGUGCGUCGCCCUCCUCCUCGAGCACGGAGCUUCUGUGACAUUGCAAAACUUGGACGGGAAGACGCCUAUAGACGUUGCCAAAUUGAACGAGCAGAAAGAAGUCUUGAAGUUGCUUGAGAAAGAUGCGUUCCUAUGAGGGGGAUGCCCCACUUCAGAACAUAGAUCCGCUUCUUUGGUGGGUGCAGGGGCUAUCGAGUUGAAAGAAGAGGGGCUUUGGUUGAACUUAUUACCUAUUCUUCUUUUAAUUUACUGGUUGCUUGCAAAUGUUUUUGCCUGUUUAGUGGCAAUAUGACCUUUUGUGAAAUAUUUGCAUUACGAUGUAUGGAGUGUUUAUUUUGUUA
Messenger RNA from Nymphaea colorata (pocket water lily), 1366 nucleotides. Its product is annotated as ankyrin repeat domain-containing protein 2A-like. The transcript is spliced from 8 exons. The record is from RefSeq and is a predicted model, not a curated record. Gene Ontology annotation, biological process: protein targeting to chloroplast. Gene Ontology annotation, cellular component: chloroplast outer membrane. Gene Ontology annotation, molecular function: protein binding; chloroplast targeting sequence receptor activity. NCBI's taxonomy places the organism in Eukaryota, Viridiplantae, Streptophyta, Magnoliopsida, Nymphaeales, Nymphaeaceae. The coding region runs from base 148 to 1161 and encodes 337 amino acids.